AGGCCCCCGCUCCCCCCGCGCGGCUGCAGGAUGGGGGGCCCUGCCGCCGCUCUCCGCGAGCUGCCUGCGCCCCAGGCCGGAGUGGGCGCUGGCGCCAGAGGGGGCCUUCCCGGGGCCCUGCGCCCUGCGCCCUGGCUUCGGGUGGGACGUCGUAGUCCCCCCACCGACCUCACCUCUGCAUAGGUAGUAGACCCCUUUACCAGCCCUGGAUACAGCCUUGUUAAUUAGAGGUGAUGGCUGUGGGCACAUAGUGACCUAUCAGGACAGUGGCACCAUGACGUCUAAGAAUUAUCCAGGGACUUACCCCAAUCACACGGUUUGUGAAAAGACUCUUCGAGUACCAAAAGGAAAGAAACUGAUUCUGAGGUUAGGGGAUUUGGAUAUUGAAUCCCAGACCUGUGCUUCUGACUACCUUCUCUUCACCAGCAAUUCCGAUCAGUAUGGACCGUAUUGUGGAAGUAUGGCUGUUCCCAAAGAACUCCUACUGAACACGAAUGAAGUCACUGUUCGCUUUGCAAGUGGAUCCCACAUUUCAGGGCGGGGAUUUUUGCUGACCUAUGCCAGCAGUGACCAUCCAGAUUUAAUAACAUGCUUGGAACGAGCUAACCAUUAUUUGAAGACAGAAUACAGCAAAUUCUGCCCAGCUGGUUGUAGAGACAUAGCAGGAGACAUUUCUGGGAAUCUGGUGGAUGGAUACAGAGAUACCUCUUUAUUGUGCAAAGCCGCCAUCCAUGCAGGAAUAAUUGCAGACGAGUUGGGUGGUCAGAUCAGCGUGCUUCAGCGCAAAGGGAUUAGUCGAUAUGAAGGAAUCCUGGCCAACGGCGUGCUCUCAAGAGAUGGUUCCCUGUCAGACAAGCGAUUUCUCUUUACCUCCAAUGGUUGCAGCAGAUCAUUGAGUUUGGAACCUGACACACAAAUCACAGCCUCUUGGCAGUGGGUCAGUGAGAUGGGAGAACAAAUUCACUGGUCCCCCGACCAAGCCCAACUUCAAGACCAAGACCUGUCGUGGGCAGCAGGGGAUGGUGGCAAGAACCGCAAACAGCGAGAGUGGCUGGAGACCGAUUUGGGAGAGAAAAAGAAAAUCACAGGGAUUAUGACCACAGGAUCCACACAGUCAAAUUUCAACUUUUAUGUUAAGAGUUUCGUGAUGAAGUUCAAAAACAACAACUCCAAGUGGAGGAGCUAUAAAGGAAUUGCGAAUAAUAAAGAGAAGGUGUUUCAGGGCAACUCUAAUUUUCGGGAUCCAGUGAGGAACAAUUUCAUCCCUCCCAUCGUGGCCAGAUACAUUCGGGUUGUCCCCCAGACGUGGCAUCAGAGGAUAGCCUUGAAUGUGGAGCUCUUUGGUUGCCAGAUUACACAAGGUAAUGAUUCAUUGGUGUUAAACAAAACAAGUCCAAAUACUGUUGGUUCAUCUGAAAGAGAAGAUGAGACAAUCACAAAAUCCAUCCCCUCUGCAGAAAUACCCACAGGAAUAAACGUCACAGCUGUUGCCCUUCCACUGGUGCUCUUUGGCCUGCUGGUUGCUGGAAUGGGAAUCUUUGCAGCCCUUAGAAAGAGGAAGAAGAAAGGAAAUCCAUAUGGAUCAGCUAAGGCCCAGAAAACAGACUGUUGGAAGCAGAUCAAGUAUCCCUUUGCCCGACAUCAGUCAGCUGAGUUUACCAUCAGCUAUGAUCAUGAGAAGGAAAUGACACAAAAGUUAGAUCUCAUCACAAGCGAUAUGGCAGAUUACCAGCCGCCGCUGCUGAUGGGCACGGGCACGGCGGCGAGGAAGGGCUCCACCUUCCGCCCGAUGGACGCCGAGGCCGCGGGGGCCGAGCCCAGCGCCCCGGCCGGCGGCCACUACGCCCGCCCCCUGCCGGCCGCCCGCCACGAGUACGCCCUGCCCUUGAGCCCCGCCGAGCCCGAGUACGCCACGCCCAUCGUGGGGCGGCCCGCGGCGCGGACGCGCACCUUCCCCGCGCGCGGCGGCUACCGCGUGCCCGGGCCCGCGCCCUACCAGACGCCGCCCGCCGCCCGCCGCCCCGGCCCCCAGCAGCCCGCGGCCGGCGGCCCGACGGCGGAGCGCGCCCGCCCCGACUACCAGGAGCCGCGCGCCGAGCCGGCCGCCCGCGCCGCCUACGCCGCCCCCGGGGGCUGCCUGCGGCCCCCGAGCCCCGCGGCCGUGAGCGCCCCCCUGUGAGCGCCCCCUGGAGGCCGCCGCUGCCGUCCGGGGCGGGCUGCUGCGGCCCUGGGAGCCGGCCGCGGGGCGCCCCCCCGGGAUCCUGCGGGGAGCCCCAGGGACCGCCCCGGGCUCCUACUGUUUACAAAGCGGUGCGCCUGGUUCCGCGCGACCCCGGGGACGAGAGCCCGGGGCUGCGUCGCGCUGGGCAAGGACAGCUUUCAGAUGGCGUUUCCAUUUCUCUAACUGUGAGACCGAGCUGCUUUAGCAUAAACGUGCAAUCUGUACAGAGUCGUAUUUAACGUGAAUUAAAGUAACUUAAGUUCGCCUUGUCGGAUGUGGGUCCUGCCGCGAGGGUAAGGCGGAGAGCGGGGCUGCGCGGAACCGUGCGCCAGAGGACGGUCACCCUGGGAGCGCGUCCUACCGCGCUGCCGCCGCGGGUCUGUUGAAACUUCACCUUGUUGCCAGUGGGGGCGCCUUGCCCCUGCUGGGGUAACUAGAAUGAAAAGAAAAGCGUGGCUGACGCUGUUCUGGAAGGAACGAGAUCGCUUGAAGCCCCGCGGGGUGGCUGUCGCGGGAGGGCUGCAGGGGAAAGCAGAGGCGGCCGCGCCAGUCCCCGGGCCACCUCCCCACCACCCCCCCGGGAUGGGCUGGGCGGCGGCCAGUAGGUCCCUGGGGGCCGCGGGGCCUCCCUUGCCUGGGGGACCCAGCUCCCCAGGGACCCCACUUUGCUCCCUCCUCACCGGGGCCUAGCGGGCCCUGGACGGCUGUCACAUGCAAACCCACCUUUUCAGACCGCCUGCCAGGCCACCCAGUGCUGAGAUGCCACCCAGCCAAGGGAAGGAAGGUGGCACCGCCUUGCCAGUCUGAAUGACUGUGGCAGAUGCUUCGUACCUCACAUUAAAAAUAUUGCUGGGGCCAGACGCCCUCACUUUUUGGGACUUUCUUCAAAAAACAACCCAUUGUAACGAUGAAACACAAAGUUAUUUGAGGUGUCUUCUUCCUUACAAAAGCGACCGAGGCCAAAUCCACAUAGAGCUUUUCUCCCGGGAUGGCUGGGAACUGAACUGGUUUUGAGUCUUAGAAAAUCGGCGUGUCUCUGAUUCCAGAUUAGCCCAGACCUCAGCUGUACCUCAUGCUCAGUGCUUUUAAUCUGGGUUUGCUUUGAGUUCACUGUGGGGGAUUUUGCCUCUUUUGCCAAAGAGGAAAGUAUGUGUUUGUUUUGACAAAAAAAAAUGUGGACCAAAAAAAUCAUUUACCUAAAAAAAAAAAAAUAAUAAUGUAUUAUAAUUCUGUUUGUAUGACUCUGACUUUCUGUGAAACGAUAAAUAUUAAAAUAGGGUGCUGGAAGUUCACAGCAGACUUUUGGGUUAUUUUAGAGGAUAACCCGUUUAUUUUGUGGAGUUUACAUGGUUUUAUAUGCAUACUAAUUGUAAUAAUAAACUAUCCCAAAUCA
Messenger RNA from Nyctereutes procyonoides (raccoon dog), 3614 nucleotides. RefSeq names its product discoidin, CUB and LCCL domain containing 1 (gene DCBLD1). NCBI's taxonomy places the organism in Eukaryota, Metazoa, Chordata, Mammalia, Carnivora, Canidae. Bases 275 to 2179 code for a protein of 634 amino acids. The transcript is spliced from 15 exons. The record is from RefSeq and is a predicted model, not a curated record.